GUGUUUGUUGGCAACUUGCCGAUGGAUGUACGGGAGCGAGAGGUUGAGGAUCUCUUCUUCAAGUACGGACGCAUACGGAGCGUGGACCUGAAGAUUGGGCCUCGUCCUCCGGCGUUUGCCUUUGUCGAGUUUGAGGAUCAACGGGAUGCAUACGACGCCGUUCGCGGUCGCGAUGGAAUCGAGUUUCAGGGUCAGCGAUUGCGGGUCGAGAUUUCGCAUGGUCGUCGUGGAGGCUUUGGGGGCGGUGGGGGUGGGGGUGGUGGCGGUGGCUACGGCGGCGGCGGUGGCGGUGGCUACGGCGGCGGCGGUCCCAACCCAUACGGUCCUAGCCGGCGCACGGACUAUCGAGUCAUCGUGACUGGACUGCCCAUCAGCAGCUCCUGGCAGGACCUUAAGGAUCACAUGCGCCGCGCAGGCGAGGUGACGUUCUCGCAGGUCAUGCGGGACGGCCGUGGCAUGUUGGGCCUAAUCGACUACGCCACGCGGGAAGACAUGGAAACGGCGCUACGUAAGCUGGACGGUAGUGAGUUCCGCAACCCAUACGAUACCCGGCGACGUAGCAGUCGCAGCAAGAGCCGGAGCAAGAGCCGCAGCAGGUCGCGUAGCAAGAGUAAGAGCCGCAGCAGGUCGCGCUCCCGCAGCCGCAGCAAAAGUCGUUCGCGCAGCCGGGACAAGAGCCGCAGUAGGUCGCGGUCGCCUGCCCGCAGCAAGAGCCGUUCGCGCAGCCGAAGCAGG
Messenger RNA from Volvox carteri f. nagariensis, 735 nucleotides. RefSeq lists its product as uncharacterized. The annotation marks the transcript as partial. Lineage: Eukaryota; Viridiplantae; Chlorophyta; Chlorophyceae; Chlamydomonadales; Volvocaceae. Gene Ontology annotation, cellular component: nucleus; cytoplasm; ribonucleoprotein complex. The transcript is spliced from 7 exons. The record is from RefSeq and is a predicted model, not a curated record. Gene Ontology annotation, molecular function: mRNA binding.